Messenger RNA from Penicillium atrosanguineum, 2019 nucleotides. Its product is annotated as CCCH zinc finger and RRM domain protein. The transcript is spliced from 6 exons. Gene Ontology annotation, molecular function: metal ion binding; RNA binding. Gene Ontology annotation, cellular component: nucleus. Gene Ontology annotation, biological process: mRNA processing. Lineage: Eukaryota; Fungi; Ascomycota; Eurotiomycetes; Eurotiales; Aspergillaceae. The coding region runs from base 1 to 2019 and encodes 672 amino acids. The record is from RefSeq and is a predicted model, not a curated record.
AUGCAUUUCACCGAGGAUGAAGCGAAUGAUGUGAAGCAUUGGGUGGUCAAGAAGCUGGAGGACAUCUCGGAUGCAGACUCCGAUGUUCUUGCAGACUACGUACUUGCGCUCAUUAGGUCUGAUGCACCGGAUGACGAGAUCCGAAAGACCUCCGUCGAAAACCUGGAGGAUUUCCUCCGCGAAAACACUGUCUCCUUUGUUGAUGAGCUUUUCAAGUCCUUUGGUCCGAAGCAAGCUCAGGCUGCGCCCCCUCAGUCCCAAUUUCAGCAGCCUUCCCAGGACUUCCCACAAGCCAUUCCCACAAGCCAGCAGGCGGCCAAUGUCCCAACUGGACCGAGAUCAGACUUCAACAACCGGAAGCGGACCUACAAUGAAGGAUUCCAGGGCGAGCAGGAGCAAGGUCAUUUCAACCCCCAGGAUCGGGCUUUCAAAACGCCACGACGCGGCCGUGGAGGUGCUCGUGGCGAUUGGAACGGAGCUGGUCGUCAUGCGCCAGGCGGUCAGUUUCCGCCCAACGGCCCUGGUGGAUUUCCGAGCAUGAUGCCUGGGUUCCAGCAGUUUGAUCCGAAUGACCCGAUGGCGGCGAUGAUGGCCAUGCAGCAGCAGAUGGGAUUCCCGCAGAUGCCUGGCAUGCCACCUAUGCCUGAAAUGCCUGCUCCAGGACAGCCUGGGUCUGAGCAGAUGAGCAACCAGCGUUGUCCGUUCUACGAUACUCAGGGCAUUUGCUAUAUGGGCGAUGCUUGUCCUUACAAGCACGGUGAAGCUGGAGCCGGAGGUCGUGAUGAAUAUGACCCAAGAGCCUCAAUGAUGGAAUCAGGCGGACGUGGACGUGGCGAUCGAGGCCGUGGUGAUCGAGGCCGUGGCCGUGGCCGCGGUGCAUUCGGCGGACGCAGAGGCGGCCGGUCCGAUUUCUCGUCAGCUGGACCCAAUGAGGACCAGUCAAUAACGACAAUUGUGGUCGAGCAGAUCCCCGAUGACAAGUUCUCGGAGGAGGCAGUGCGCGAAUUCUUCUCGCAGUUUGGCAACAUUGCUGAGAUCACUUUGCAGCCGUACAAGAAGCUGGCACUCGUCAAGUACGAGAGCUUUGCCGAGGCCAAGCAAGCAUGGUCCAGCCCCAAGGUGAUCUUUGAUAACCGCUUUGUCAAGGUCUAUUGGCACAAACCGAAGCAUGAUGAGAAUAACGGCGAGCCUCACCAGUUGAGACCUGAGGCCCCUGCCUUCGACCCCGAAGAGUUCCAGAGACAGCAAGAGGAAGCUCAAAAGGCGUACGAGGAGAAAAUGAAAAAGCGCCAGGAGACCGAAGAGGCCAAGCAGGCUCUCGAGCGUCAGCGCGACGAACUCCUGAGGAAGCAACAGGAGGAAAAAGCCCGUCUCUUGCAGCGUCUCGGAGGUGCAGAGUCGAGCAACGGUGCCGGCUCUGAAGACCAGUCUAUGGGGGGUGCCGCCGAUGAGAACGUGAGCGAGGAGACCAAAAAUUUGCGUGCGCAGCUGGCUACUCUCGAGGCAGAGGCCAAAACUCUGGGUCUCGAUCCCAAUGCCGAGUCUGGCCGCGGUGGUUAUCGCGGCCGCGGUGGCUACCGGGGCCGCGGUACUUUCCGUGGACGUGGAGGCUACGAUCCCUCAUUCCGGGGUGGCUAUCGCGGCCGCGGUGGAUUCGCCCCCGUGGCCGUGGAUGAGGCGCUCCGCCAACACUUGAUUGGCAUUGCCGAUUACGAAUCCAUUGAGCCUAACCCCGGCCAGUCCGACUCGGUCAUCGUGGCGUUUAGGGAGCGCUAUCAAGCCGAGAAAUUCAUGUUCUCGCCCUGGAACAUACCUUCUGUGGGCGAGGUCCAGCUUUCAUGGCUUCCUAACCCACCCAUCACUCUUCCCGCAUCAUCAUCAACAGAGAAGAACGGCUUCGAGGAGGACCAGGACAUGGUCAUGGACUCGGCUUCCGCCAACGAGGCGCCCGUGUCGGCUCCGACACGCAGCGAUAUGGAUUAUGAUGUGGCAGAGGAUGAUAAUUGGGGCAUGGAGUAG